Ceraceosorus guamensis is the source of this 2089-nucleotide messenger RNA. RefSeq lists its product as hypothetical. The record is from RefSeq and is a predicted model, not a curated record. Gene Ontology annotation, biological process: regulation of DNA-templated transcription; DNA-templated transcription. NCBI's taxonomy places the organism in Eukaryota, Fungi, Basidiomycota, Exobasidiomycetes, Ceraceosorales, Ceraceosoraceae. Gene Ontology annotation, molecular function: zinc ion binding; DNA binding; DNA-binding transcription factor activity, RNA polymerase II-specific. Bases 62 to 1915 code for a protein of 617 amino acids. The transcript has 3 exons.
CUCAUGACAGCCCCUCACUCACCACCAUCACUCACGACUCGUGCGCUUCAUUGCGGCCAAGAUGACGUCGAGCGCGACAACAUCUACCGCCUCAUCCUUUGCUACUCACAGUCCUGCGACGGCGGCGGCGGCGAUGGCGGCGACCACCGCCGGCGCCGCUGCUGCUGCUGCACCGGCAAAGAAGCGCAAUCGCGCCAUUCUCUCGUGUCUGGUGUGCCACGAAAGAAGGGUGAAGUGCGAUCGACAAUUACCCUGCGCACCGUGUAGAAGAUACGGAGCGGUCUGCACCUACGCUGCCCCACCUUCCACCUCUACCAAGCGCAAAAAGGCAGCAGGGGGAUUGUUGCGCGCCGAUGAGAGGGAUGAGGAGGAGGAGGAUGAGCAAGGGGAGGCUCGCACGUCCACCAAAGACAAACCUUUUCGCGGAUUCAUGCAGCAAUUCGAGGAGCAAUUUGCCUCUCAGGAGGAGCAGGAGCAGGAGGAGCGGGAUGAGAGGGGCAAGGAGCGGUCUACGGCUGCCACUACGCACGGCGACGAGAGCACCGCAUACACGCCGUGCGACGUGGCCAGGAUGCAAGCGUGCUGGAAACGCUUGCCGUCGCAAAAGGUGUGCGAAGAGCUCAUCGGCUUUUACUUGAGCAACGUCGACUACAUGUACGGUGCUGCUGAGGCUGGGCGAGACUCGCUGUCCGCUUGGAUGAGGGGCUUGAUGGAUCGCUUUCAACCCGGCACCGCGCAGAUCUGUCCCUUGCUGCUCAAUCACGACGACGCUAGCAGGAUGGCAUUCGUAGCGACAACGAUGCUAGCAGCCGUUCAGAUGCUCGAUCCGCAUCGAGCCGUAUUAUCCCUUGUGGAUUCGGACCCCACCUCGAAUCUCUUCGGUGCAGCAGCAGCACCGGACAAGUCGUCCACUCGAGCGUUGUUGGAGAGCACAGCCCUGGCACUGCUCGACUUGGCCAUCGAAGCGGACGAGGCCUCUCCAUUGCAAGUCAGAAUCAAUCUCAUCCUGCUGCACUAUUUCAAAAACGAAGGGAGGAGCGCGACGCCUACGGCCAAGAUGCUCGUCAGGCGCAAUGCUCAAGUCGUCCGAGCUUGCAAACUUCACCUCGACCCGCCCCUCGACUCGCCAGAGCUGGAGAGUCUUCGAAGCCUCUUUUACACGUACUACAUUUACGAUCGGUACAGCUCGGUCAACUUUGGAGCGCUACCUGCGAUUGCGGAUCACGAGAUCACCACGCAGCCACCUGUUCCAGAGCAUUUUUCCAGCGCAACAAAUGUAGGACUGGGCGCAUCUCCCAAGAUUCGUUUUGCCAAGAUUGCAGGCGACAUGGCCAGCGCCAUUUAUCGCGCUCAGCUAGACGAUGCCACGAUCGACCGGUUGGACGCGGAGCUGGUGGAGUGCGCCGACAACCUGCCUUGCGCUUACGCCCUCAGCUCUACGAACGAUGUCGAAGCAUCGCAGAGUGGCGUGAUGCAAGUGCAACGACAUGCACUGUGGAUCAGCUACCAUUCGGCCAGAGCCAUGCUGCACCGCACGCGCUUCUUUAGCCGAAACGCCACGCCCAGUGCGGCGGAGGAAAAGAGUCGAGCGCUGUGCAUCGAGUCGGCCAUCGAGAUGAUCAAGGCGCAACAAUCUGUGCGCAAAAGGACAGGCAUGGCGGUAGAGCUGUACAGCCGAUCUUUUUUGGCUUCCUACCUCACCCUCGAACCUGCCACCACGCUGGUCGUUUCUGCGCUGACGGAAGUUGCCAAGACGCCAGGCAAUGCUGCUCUACCGCACACGGUGGAUGUGUAUCUCGCUUGGGCACGACGAGGUCUGCUGUGUUUGGAAACGCUACCAUCGGAUCUGGACUUGGCUUCUCGUAGCGCGCACCUCCUCUCCCGCAUCCUCAAAAAGCGAUCGAUCAAGCCAUGACUUCCAGGGUCGCUUCUGGCAUGUCCAGACAGGCUCACGCGGAUGUAGAGCAGCAGCAGCAGCAUCCACAACAACAGCAUUUUGCCGUCAUCGGCGCGGCACAAGCGCACACUCCUAAUCACGCUUCGUUUGAGCAGCAACUGGAUGCCUGGUUGGCUAUUCUUCAAGCACAAG